This is a messenger RNA of Bombina bombina (fire-bellied toad), 4372 nucleotides long. RefSeq names its product tau tubulin kinase 1 (gene TTBK1). The coding region runs from base 46 to 3957 and encodes 1303 amino acids. Gene Ontology annotation, biological process: signal transduction; peptidyl-tyrosine phosphorylation; peptidyl-serine phosphorylation. The transcript has 14 exons. Gene Ontology annotation, molecular function: ATP binding; protein serine/threonine kinase activity. The record is from RefSeq and is a predicted model, not a curated record. NCBI's taxonomy places the organism in Eukaryota, Metazoa, Chordata, Amphibia, Anura, Bombinatoridae. Gene Ontology annotation, cellular component: cytoplasm; nucleus.
GUCUCUGUUAGGUCUGGCGCAGGUCGGAUCCUGUCCGGGUGGCCCAUGCAGUGUUUAGCAGCUGUCAUCAGGGACGACGGAAACAUGAGUGGAGGUGCAGAACAGGUGGAUAUUCUGCCGGUCAGCUAUGUGGUCAAAGAUCGCUGGAAAGUGCUGAAGAAGAUUGGUGGUGGAGGGUUUGGGGAGAUAUAUGAGGCAAUGGAUCUCCUUACCAGAGAAAAUGUCGCCCUGAAGGUGGAGUCUGCGCAGCAGCCAAAGCAAGUGUUAAAAAUGGAGGUGGCCGUUUUGAAAAAGCUGCAAGGGAAGGAUCAUGUCUGCAGAUUUAUUGGGUGUGGAAGAAAUGAGAAGUUUAAUUACGUGGUCAUGCAACUUCAGGGUCGCAAUCUGGCAGAUCUGCGCAGGAGUCAGCCCCGUGGUACCUUCACUAUGAGCACCACACUGCGCUUAGGGAAGCAGAUCCUGGAAUCCAUUGAAUCCAUUCACUCCGUGGGCUUCCUGCACCGGGACAUCAAGCCUUCUAACUUUGCCAUGGGACGCCUGCCAUCCACCUACCGGAAGUGCUACAUGUUGGAUUUUGGGUUGGCAAGACAAUACACCAACACCACCGGCGAGGUCAGGCCGCCUCGGAAUGUUGCUGGUUUCCGUGGGACAGUCCGCUAUGCAUCAGUGAAUGCGCACAAAAACAGAGAGAUGGGGAGACAUGAUGACCUCUGGUCAUUGUUUUAUAUGCUUGUGGAGUUUGCUGUUGGACAGCUGCCCUGGAGGAAGAUUAAAGACAAGGAGCAGGUAGGGAUGAUAAAAGAAAAAUAUGACCAUCGUAUGCUUCUGAAGCACAUGCCAUCUGAAUUCCACCUCUUCCUUGAGCACAUUUCCACUCUGGACUACUUCACAAAGCCAGAUUAUCAGAUGAUCAUGUCUGUGUUUGAGAGUAGCAUGAAGGAGCGAGGAAUUACAGAGAAUGAAGCCUUUGACUGGGAAAAAGGAGGGACGGAUAUCCUGCUCUCCACCACCACGUGCACCCCACCCCAGCAGAACACGAGACAGACUGCCGCCAUGUUUGGGGUGGUCAAUGUCACUCCUGUCCCAGGAGAUAUGCUCAGAGAAAACACUGAGGAUGUUUUACAAGGGGAGCACUUAAGUGACCAAGAAAAUGCUCCUCCGGUGCUUCCAGGCCGACCUGCUGACAUCACAGGGCAGCAAGCGCACAACGUUGGCUUUAAUGACUCAGAGGUCUGGGAGGAGACCGAUGUAAAUCGCAAUAAGCUCAGGAUCAGCAUCAGCAAGACACAGUGUCUAUUGGAGGAGGAUCACAGUCGUUUUGUUUGUCCCAGUUCCCCUGUCCGUGCCCCUCCAGAAUCUCCUACCACUCAGGCUAGAUCGCUCCGGUACCGCCGAGUAAAUAGCCCUGAGUCUGAGCGCCUGUCUACAGCAGAAAGAGCAGAAAUGCCUGAGAGACGAUCAAGGAUGGACCUCCCUGCCUCCCCAUCCCGUCAAGCCUGCUCUUCACAACCUGCUCAGAUGAUCUCUAUUGACACUGGACAAGCUGAUCGCCAGGCAAGUGGUCGGAUGGAAGUUUCGGCAUCUGUAGAGCACGAAGCUCUAAGCAAUGCUUUACGCUCAGUUCCUCUGGCAGAAGAGGAGGACUUUGACAGCAAGGAAUGGGUAAUCAUUGACAAAGAGACUGAGCUUAAGGACUUCCAUCCAGGGGCAGAGCCUACCACUUCAGGAACAACUGAUGAGGAGCCUGAGGAACUGCGGCCCUUAGAGGAAGGGGAAGAGAGAAGGAGACCGGGAGGGGCAGAGGCUGCGGUUAGACCUAAGGUCCAUGAGACCAGGCCACGGGCCAUGCAGACAGUAGCCGAGGAGGAGACUUCCUCCAGAAAUGAGAGCCCGGAUGGCAGACCGGAACAUCCCCUAGGAAGCCCUUCACACUCACACUCCACAUCAGCAGCACGCCAGAGGAGACGAGAGUCUGACCCCACGGGUCCCCAGAGACAGGUAAGAAGAAUCUUGAAGCACUUUGAAAUAAAUGGGAUACCCAAGGUGGUGCCUUUAAGUUUGCCUUACCAGGAUUUCAAAAAGGACAUAUCAGAUAGCAAAGAAAUGCUCCGUGUACCACACAGGAUAAAGAGAGUAGACUUCUCCAGUGUAGUCUUUUCACCUGUGCAGUCAUUAGAGCCUCACAUUAUCAUCAAUGAAAGGCCCACACGGCAGGAGGAAGAAGAGGAGGAUGAGGAAGAAACAGAGGAGGAAGAAGAGGCAGAAUUUUUAGUAGAGGAUGUGGACUUGCAGAGUGAGUCUAGUAGUGAAGUGAGCCAGAAGAGCACUGAGCGUAGUCAAGAAGGUGCUCCCUCUACUCUACUGGCUGAUGACCAGAAGGAUUCUCGGGGACGAGCCUCAACUGCAGAAAAUGAUUUAGAGUUAGAAGAGGGAUCAAAGACCUUAGUGCUGUUUUCCCCCGGGGACAUGAAGAAGUCUCCAGUCACAAAUGAGUUGAUCCCAGAAGUUGAUCUUGGAACUCUAGCUGCUCUGACUCCUCAAGCAGAAAAACCCCAUCCUACUGUCAGUCAGCUGGAUGUAUCUGAACCAGGAACCUUAUCCUCUAUUCUUAAAUCAGAGCCAAAACCACCCAAUACAGUAGCUACCACCACUUCAUCCACUUUUACCAAAGUUGAACGCACAUUUGUCCAUAUUGCAGAAAAAUCACACUUAAAUAUUAUGUCUUCCACAGGACAGCUAGUGAGAAUGGAUGAGCAUUAUACACCAGGGCAAUUUGAGGAGCCCAUAAUUGAGGAAGAGCUAGAGGAAUAUGAACAGCUUAAGGAAAAUGGCAGCAUUAACUCUGCAGUGGAAGUGGGUGAAAUUGACAGCUGUGCAGUGUCAGCCAGUAAUAUUGAAGUCUGUGCUGAGGUGCCAACAGACCUUCAUGCUGCCAAUGUAGUUAGUGAAUCUGAAGGUCAACUGGAUAAGGAUGCUAGUGAGAUGGUAUUAAAAGAGUAUACCAAGCUAGAACAGGAAAAGAUUGUGUUUGCCACUGAUCGCCUUAAAGGAGCUGAGGAGUGCACCAGCAAGGGACCCAUCAGAUCCCCUGGUCUCCGAUUUAGGAGUCGCAUCCCUGUGUUUCUGUCAGAAGAAGACACAGGGUCAGAUCAGUCUGUGUCAAAUUCUGCCAAAGAGAGACUCCAUAAGAGAGCAAAACAGAUAGAUUUAGCGAGAUUUGUCAUGGAGAAGAGACAGAUACGCCUACAAAGGUUGGCCUCUGCUGGUUCCUCAUCUGCUUCAUCUGGUGAAGAAAGGAGAAGAACGUCAGAAACACUCUCCACAACAGGAUCUGAGGAAGAUACACAUGACUCUGAUGACUCUGUACCCCAGAAAGUUGGAUUAGAGAAACCAAUUUUGGUGAGGAAGGAAGAAGGUGUAUCUAGUCCAAAAAGUAGAAUCCCCCGUCCCAUUACACCAUUGAAAAAUGUACGUUCCACUGUCCCACACACAGCAUCUGAGAGUCCUUUAAAAGAACAAGCAGCUACACACAGAUAUCAAUUACUGCGAGAUGCCAUUAGUGGGGGAAUUGGCAUCCCCCUUGAUCCCAGGCCUAAAUCUCUUCACAUGAGGCUUCCUCCCUUGUCCAGCCCAAUUCCCACAAGAAACAAUGUCAGGAGAGUGGUCCGCCACCCACCCAAGAGCCCUGUGGCUGCACCUCAAACACUUGGCUCUACUCCAAGAAGCCAGUCCCUCUCCAGAACAGAGAACCUAUCCCCAUGCAGACAGAAAAAGCCGGCUGCCACCGCACCUCGACUUUACCCAUCUCCUAGACUCCAGCAUCGGGUGCAGGUCCAAGAGGAAAGCAAAGCAACGCCAGCAAUUGCCAGGAAAGGACAGAGGCUAAAGGUGCAAACACAGAGUCUGGCAACAAAAACAAAGCAGGGAGCAAGAGAUGGAAAAUCUGAUGGCAGAUAAUGUAGGAACUGUGGUACAAUUUACAGAAACCAUGCAAGGGUCCAGGCAUAGAAGAUUGUAACACUUUGCUCACCCUCUAAGCUCAAUGCACACAUUAUGAGGUCAUGAUCCAUCCACGGAGAAAGCAGCCCAGGGUGCUAACACUUAAUAAAACCUAUGGGUUCCUAGAGGUGGUUAUUAUUCACCACAGAGGGCAUUAGAGGUCCAGUCAUUCAGUAUCUGGUAUUGUGGUGGCAAAACAACAUUAUAAUCAUAUACUGCAACGGCCACUUCAAAUCUUUAAAGGUGUGGCACCAUAACAUUACUGCAACCUUAUCAUACCCCCCCUCAGGUCAUCAUGAUUAUGUUAAUAGAGUUGUCUAAUUCUUGGGUUCAGUUGUUUCUAAUUUUGUCAUCUUAGUCCUAAUCCAACUAC